GUUAAAACGUAGUUACCCAAUUCGUAUGCGCUUUUGAGGGCUGCCGCUGCAUGGUCAUAUUCCACCACCAAACCCGACGAAGAUGAAACCUACAAAUCUGCAUUUCUCCCUUACUAAAAAACACUCACAAAAACACAUCAAUCAGCAUCAAUGAAGUACUUCUCAACCAUCCUUGAGGCCCUGGCGCACCAUGCCAUGGAGACCCCCGACAAACUUCUGUGCACAUGGGUGGACAUCAAGUGCCGCGAGGAAAGACGGCUGACGUUCAAACAGCUCGAAGAUGAAUCCAAUGCUGUGGCAGCCCGCCUCCUCAAGCUGGGAUGCCAAAAGGGUGAUCGCGUGAUGGUUGCUUAUCCCUUUGGCCUUGAGUUCUUGGCCGGUAUGCUUGGUGCCAUGAAGAUCUCAGUUAUCCCUUGCUCCAUCUACCCUCCAAAUCCCAAUCAGCUUAAAACAGACAUGCCCAAGUUCCGUGGAUUUGCUGAGGAUGCUGGAGCGACAGUCGCUCUCAGCAAUGUCACAUUUGCUGCUGUCAUGAGAGACAAGACUGGUGUCAAGUGGGUUGGGACAGACAGACUGACAAUCAAGAAGCAGACACCGGGAAAGCCAAAAGAUUAUGAGAG
This is a messenger RNA of Seminavis robusta, 620 nucleotides long. The record is from the annotation of a GenBank genome assembly. Lineage: Eukaryota; Bacillariophyta; Bacillariophyceae; Naviculales; Naviculaceae.